Messenger RNA from Diabrotica virgifera virgifera (western corn rootworm), 1566 nucleotides. Its product is annotated as zinc finger protein 239-like. Gene Ontology annotation, biological process: regulation of transcription by RNA polymerase II. Gene Ontology annotation, cellular component: nucleus. Lineage: Eukaryota; Metazoa; Arthropoda; Insecta; Coleoptera; Chrysomelidae. The record is from RefSeq and is a predicted model, not a curated record. Gene Ontology annotation, molecular function: RNA polymerase II cis-regulatory region sequence-specific DNA binding; DNA-binding transcription activator activity, RNA polymerase II-specific. The coding region runs from base 247 to 1413 and encodes 388 amino acids. The transcript has 2 exons.
UUAAGACCCAAACACAGGUGGCGGCCAUCAUAUGCUAGAGAGAGAAAACUAAGCACCGGUAGGGAGAGAUAGCUAGACCACCGACCCGAACUACACUAUUUUUGGACCUGGCCUAAUCUACUUGAUAUUAUAUCUAUGUCUAUAUGUCACAAGGUAAACUUUAAAAAGAAAGUGAAUUCUGGCAUAAAUAUUGUUAUGUUCAUAAUUAGAUGUAAAAUUGGUACAACAUAAAUCAAAUUUGAUAACAUGGAAGUAAAACAAGAAACUAGUGAGGAAAUUUGUAAAAUAGAAAUCGAUAAUGAAGAGUUUGAUGGUGAUGGUAACUUGGAAGCCUUCAAAAUUGAAAUUAAGGAAGAACCCAAGAGAGAACCCGGCUACAACGCAUUUGAUUAUUUAGACUUUCCUGAAAACGCUAAAGUAGAACAAGAUGAAUAUAAAUUUAAUAUAUUAUGUGAAGAAACGCAAACAACAAAUGAAGAAAGUUUCCGUCCAAACGAGAUUAAAAUGAAAUCCGAAAGAACGUCAGUAACACACACUGGAAAGAAACUUAACAGGUGCAAAAUUUGUUUUAAGCAAUUUAGGGAAGCAGGAAAUUUGAAAACGCAUUUAAGGAUACAUUCUGGAGAAAAACCUUAUAAGUGUGAAAUUUGUUCUAAACAAUUUAGUCAAAAUGGACAUUUAAAAACUCAUUUAAGGGUACACACUAGAGAAAAACCUUUUAAGUGUAAAAUUUGUUUUAAGCAAUUUAGUGAAUCUGGAACAUUGAAAAAUCAUUUAAGGAUCCACACCGGAGAAAAGCCUUUCAAAUGCGACAUUUGUUUAAAGCAAUUUAGUGAAGCGGGGAGUUUGAAACAGCAUUUAAGGGUACACAGUGGAGAAAAACCUUAUAAGUGUGAAAUUUGUUCUAAGCAAUUUAGUCAAGAUGGAAGUUUAAAAACUCAUUUAAGGAUACACACUGGAGAAAAGCCUUACAAGUGCGAGAUGUGUUUUAAGCAAUUUAGUGAAGCAGGAACUUUAAAAAGGCAUUUGACAGUACACACUGGAGAGAAGCCUUACAAGUGCAAAAUUUGUUUUACGCAAUUUGGAGGAGCAGGAAGUUUGAAAAGGCAUUUAAGGAUACAUACUGGAGAAAAACCUUAUAAGUGUGAAAUUUGUUCUAAGCAAUUUAGACAAGAUGGACCUUUUAAAAGGCAUUUAAGGGUACACUCUGGAGAAAAGCCUUACAAGUGCCAAAUUUGUUUUAAACAAUUUACUGAAGCACGAAAUUUAAAAAAUCAUUUGAGAUUGCACACUGGAGAAAAGCCCUAUCAAUGCGAAAUUUGUUCUAAGCAAUUUUGUCUAGAUAGAGCUUUGAAAAAGCAUUUAAAGAUACACACUAAAGAAAAGCCUUAUAAGUCCGAAAUUUCUUUUUAACAAAUGUUGAAUGGGUUGCAUAUGUGAGUCCAUAUUAAAUGAAGUAAAGAAACACAGACUUACUCACAAUCAUUUAAUAAUACUUCGACGAUCGGUUUCCAUCUCUACACUAUUCAGAUCAUCUUCAGGUCGGCGUUACAAGUAGUUAAAUGA